AAGUGGACAACACCAUCCCCAGAGAGGACCCUCUGUUUCCUGGUGUUUGUGUUUGGACUAAACUCACCUCUAAGGCCAUCUUUUUGAAUCUGCCCCAUCAACUUGGCUGGCAUGGCUACAACUGAGUUAUACACCAAGGGUGCGUGUGUGUGGGUGCCCGACACUGACAGUGUGUGGGUGUCCGCUCGGCUUGUGCGGGACUUCAGCCCAGGAGAUGGCCAGCUCCAGCUGCAGCUAAGCGAUGGCAGGGAGGUUUCCUACCCAGUCACAGACCUCACUGGACUCCCCCCGCUGGGUAACCCUGACAUCCUGGAGGGGGAGAAUGACCUGACAGCUCUCACCUUCCUGCACGAGCCGGCUGUCCUGCACAACCUGCGGGUCCGCUUCCUGGACUACAGCAGCAUCUACACCUAUUGCGGAAUUGUACUGGUGGCCAUAAACCCAUAUGAGUCGUUACCCAUAUACGGGGAGGAGGUGAUCGAUGCCUACAGUGGACAAGACAUGGCAGACAUGGAGCCCCAUAUAUUCUCUGUGGCUGAGGAAGCCUACCGCACCAUGACCAGGGAGGAGAAGAACCAGUCCAUUAUCAUAAGUGGCGAGUCUGGCUCAGGGAAGACCGUGUCUGCCAAGUUCACCAUGCGCUACUUUGCUGUGGUGGGGGGUGCUGCCCAGCAGACUAGCGUUGAGGAGAGAGUCCUGGCAUCUAACCCUAUCAUGGAGGCUAUUGGCAAUGCCAAAACCACACGGAAUGACAACAGCAGCCGGUUUGGGAAGUACAUAGAGAUUGGAUUUGGACGCAAGGGUGACAUCAUUGGAGCAAACAUGAGAACAUAUUUAUUGGAGAAAUCUCGAGUUGUUUUUCAGGCUUCCAUGGAGAGAAACUAUCACAUCUUCUACCAGCUUUGUGCCUCUAAAGACCUGCCUGAGAUGAGGGUACUCAAACUAGAGGCAGCUGAGUACUUCCGAUACACCAACCAAGGGGAAGAGACCCAGAUUCCUGGCACAGAUGAUGUUGUUGAGCUAGAGCGCACUCGUAAUGCCUUCACCAUACUGGGCGUGCAGUCAGACCAGCAGAUGGAACUGUUCCGCAUCCUUGCAGCUGUCCUGCACCUCGGAAACAUCAACAUUCAGGCCAGUGGCAGAGGAGGAGACCGCAGCUACAUUGAUACGGAGGACCGCUCGCUGGCGCUGUUUGCCAAGUUGCUGGGCGUGGAGGGGGCGCAGAUGGCCCACUGGCUGUGCCACCGGCGGCUGGCGGUGGGUGGCGAGAUGCUGGUGAAGCCCAUGCCGGGCCGGCAGGCCGUGGAGGCGCGGGACGCCCUCGCCAAGCACAUCUACGGCCAGCUCUUCAGCUGGACUGUGCAGAGGCUCAACGCUGCCCUGCGCGCACAGAGGGAGCAGCCAAAGUCCUUCAUCGGAGUCCUGGACAUCUACGGGUUUGAAACAUUUGACAGGAACAGCUUUGAACAGUUCUGCAUUAACUACGCUAACGAGAAACUGCAACAGCAGUUUAACAGACAUGUGUUCCACCUGGAGCAGGAGGAGUAUGUGAGAGAGGAGCUGCCCUGGAACCGCAUCGAGUUCAGUGACAACCAGCCCUGCAUUGACCUGAUCGAGGGCUCACUCGGCCUGCUGGACCUGCUGGAUGAGGAGUGUAGGAUGCCCAAGGGCUCAGAUGAGAGCUGGGCCAGGAAGCUGUAUGACCAGCAUGCCACGAAGUGCGCCCACUUCCGCAAGCCCCGCAUGUCCAACACAGCCUUCAUCAUCCUGCACUUUGCUGAUACGGUUCAGUAUGAAUGUGAUGGGUUUUUAGACAAGAACCGUGACACGGUAUUUGAAGAGCCUAUCAAUAUCAUGAAAGCAAGCCAGUCAGAGCUUGUUGCUGAGUUGUUCCAGCAGGAUUCAGCAGGGGGCGCUGUGAAGCUGUCUGUGCCCAACGGGAGUCUGCGCUCCGGCAAGAGAGGUCACCGAGAGCACAAGCUGACAGUGGGCUUUCAGUUUCGCCAGUCUCUCCAGCUUCUGAUGGAAACCCUGAACAGCACCACUCCUCACUAUGUCCGCUGUAUAAAGCCCAAUGAUCUCAAAGAGCCAUUUGUCUUUGACCCCAAGAGGGCGGUCCAGCAGCUGCGAGCCUGUGGAGUUCUGGAGACCAUACGCAUCAGCGCCGCAGGAUACCCAUCAAGAUGGACUUACGAAGAGUUCUUCAGCCGGUACCGUGUGCUGCUACGGGGUUCCCUCAGUCCGGCGGUGGUGCGUGCCAGCUGCCAGCGGACCCUGUCAGAACUCAUCCCCGACUCGGAGCAGUACUGCUUCGGCAAGACUAAGGUGUUCUUCCGGGCGGGCCAGGUGGCCGUGCUGGAGAAGCUGCGGUCAGAGAGGCUGCAUGUGGCCGGGGUGGUCAUCCAGAGCUGGGUGCGCGGUUGGCUGGGCCGCCGCCGUUACCUCCGCCUCCGUUGGGCCACCCUCACCCUGCAGAGAUACGCCCGCGGGGGACUGGCCAGGAGGCUGGCUCAAACUCUCCGUUACACGCGCGCGGCGUUGGUCAUCCAGAAGACGUACCGCAUGGUGGUGGUGCGGCAGCUCUACUGGAUGAUCCGAGAGGCCACCAUCACAAUCCAGGCCUUCACCAGAGGCACGCUGGUGCGCAGGAACUACCGGAAGUUGCUGGAGGAGCGUGCUGCCGUGUGCUUGCAGGCUGCGGUGCGCGGCUGGCUGCAGCGGCGGACUUACGGACGCGUUCGGGCCGCCGUGGUGCUGAUGCAGUGCUGCGUGCGCAGGCGUCUUGCCCGCAAAGAGCUGCAGAAGCUGCGGGCAGAGGCGCGCUCUGUUGAGAAGUUCCGCGAGCUCAACAAGGGCAUGGAGGUCAAGCUGAUGCAGCUACAGCUCCGCGCUGACCAGCAGGCCAGGGAGAGUGGCAGUCUACGGGAGACACUGCACGCGGAGCGUGUCGCCCACUCAGCCGAGCUGGAGCAGCUCCGCGGGGCCCUGCACCGCCUGGAGGUCCAGCUGCAGGAUCAGCCCCAGAGGACCCGCAAGAUCUCCGAGAGAGAGGAGGAGGAGAGGAGGAAGAUCGAUGAGAGGACGACCAGCGAGAUCCUCCACCUCACACAGGAGAUAGAGGCUCUUAAGGCAGAGAGAGAUGGCCUGCUGAAAGACAAAGAGGAGCUCUCUGCACGUUUACUGGAGCAGGAGAAAGAACAGGCAGACUGUGUCCAGAAGGCGGUGUCGCGGGCAGGAGAGGGCGUCCAGGCGGAGCUGGAGGAGGAGCGGCGUCGCUACCAGGGCCUGCUGAGAGAGUUCACCCGCCUGGAGCAGAGAUACGACAACCUGCGCGACAUGAGCCUGCUCACCGAGCGCCCGCGGGGACACCGGCGGACGGACUCGACUCAGAGCUUGGUCCUGGAGACCCCCUCCCCCUCCCCCAGCACGCACGGCUUCUUCUUCCCGUCGCCCGAGGAGGUGCGCAGGGUCAGCGUGACCUCGCCCACCUUCGACAGGAGACCCCUCAGCCCAGAUGGCCCCCUGAACGUGCUGAUGGAGGAGGUGGGGGUUGCAAAAGACACGGCUGAUAAGAUGCAAGGGGAAGAUCUCAGGCAUGCAUAUGACGCUGUGCGUGUGGCCAACAAGUUCCUGGAGACCCAGCUGUUGACCCAGCGCAGGCAGUGGGAGGAGGAGUUGGCUGCCCUGAGACUGCAGGUCAAGGGGUCAGACAGAGAGCGUCCACCGUCUGCAACCCAGACCAGCGCAGACCUGCAGGAGCUGCUGGAGCAGGUGGAGGUGAGAGAGUUGGAGUGCUGUCGCCUGAGGAAGGAGCUGACAGAUCUGAGGAGCGUGGCCAGGCUGAGGAGGGUUCUGGCUCUCACAGGCCCUGCAGUGAGCUCUUCCACUCCCCAGGCCUCCGCCACCCCUCAGAAGAAAGGGGGAAGCGCUGGGGGCCUGCUGGAGUGCCGCAAGAAGGACGAGGCCAAGCUCAUCAAGACCCUCGUGACAGACGUGCGUGUGGACAUUGCCCUGUCGCUGCCCCUGGGUCUGCCCGCGCGGGUGCUCUUCCUGUGCGUGCGGCAAGCCGACUGCAGCGGGGACCAGGCACGGGCACGCUCCCUCUGCACCGCCGCCGCGGCCGGCAUCAAGGCCGCACUCAAGAAGCAUUGUAAUGAUCUGGACAUGACUGCUCUAUGGCUGAAGAACACCUGCCUACUUGCAGACCUCCUCACCCAGCAUUCAGCAAAGCAGGAUCUGGCUUGUGAGGACCUCCUGCCACUGGCGUUUGAUGUGAGCGAGACGAGCCGGGCGCUGAGUGACCUGCGUAUCCAGGCCUAUCAGCAGCUGCUGUCCAUCUGCGAGAGCCGGCUGCAGCCCAUUAUCGUUCCGGCCAUGCUCGAGAGCGAGACCAUCCCAGGUCUGUCUGGCUCGGCCGCUAAGCUGGUCAGCUCUCGUAAGCGGGCCGGUUCGGACCCACGUGCACCGGGCUCGGAGGCGCCCACCAUGGCACAGGUCCUACGUGAGUUGGGCGCGCUGCACGCAGCGUUGACCCGUCAGGAGCUGCCACUGCCGCUGCUGGAGCAAGCCCUGCGUCAGCUCAGCCACCUGCUGGUGGCCAGCGCCCUCAACUGCCUGCUGCUGCGCAAGGACAUGUGCUGCUGGAACCGAGGCCUUCAGAUCAGGUACAACGUGAGCUUGCUGGAGGAGUGGCUGCGUGGCCGUGGGCUGCAGGCAGGGGGCGCUGUGGCCACACUGGAGCCACUGAUCCAGGCAGCCCAGCUCUUGCAAAUGAGCAAGAAGUCGGAGGCCGAUGCAGCGGCAAUGGUCCAGACUUGCCAUGUGCUGUCGACUCAACAGAUUGUCAAGAUUUUAACUCUUUACACCCCGCAAAGUGAUGCAGAGGAGAGGGUCACACUUAAUUUCAUUCGUAUUGUACAGGGUCAGCUGAAGGAGCGUUCUGACGGCCAGCCCCCACAGCUGCUGAUGGACGUGCGCAGGGUCUUUCCCGUCACCUUCUCCUACCAGCCGCCCCCACCCCAGCAUGCUGAGCAGCUGGCCAUCCCCGAGUCCCUCAAGAUCUCCUUCCUCCGCAAAGCCUAAGAGUGACUGAUGGUGUAAUGACAAACAGUCUGACUGUCGACCUCUGGGCACACUGAUUUUAAGUGUCAGGAGAAUGAGCGUGGGUACCAUGAUAGCACUCUCUUUUUGGAAGAAUACACUUUGCCCUCCAUGUAGAGCAAAUCAAGAGGUUUGGGACUACUAUUUUCAUUGCCAAAGUACUGUUACAGUAUGUAAUUCAGUUUUUCCUUUUAUGACAUUAGCAAUGUCAAAAAUAUUGGCAUUUUUGGACAUAUUUUGUGUAGGCCAUGAAUGUAUUUGUAGAGGCUGCAUGAUUACGAUCAGGACACAAGUUUUGUCUUUUGAAACAUUGUUUAUUGGAAGUAGAGACACAGAGAUGCAGUAGUCCAUCUCAACUCCAUCCCUAAUAAGAGCAAUUGUUUAAAAAAACAAAAACAAAAAUUAUAAACAUCUUCGUAUAAAAACUCUCU
Molecule: messenger RNA, 5531 nt
Organism: Alosa alosa (allis shad)
Lineage: Eukaryota; Metazoa; Chordata; Actinopteri; Clupeiformes; Clupeidae
Product: unconventional myosin-Vb
Exons: 35
Coding region: 112-5082 (1656 amino acids)
Biological process (GO): actin filament organization; vesicle transport along actin filament
Cellular component (GO): vesicle; cytoplasm; actin cytoskeleton
Molecular function (GO): actin filament binding; microfilament motor activity; ATP binding
Source: RefSeq, a predicted model, not a curated record